Messenger RNA from Engraulis encrasicolus (European anchovy), 2144 nucleotides. RefSeq names its product transcription factor SPT20 homolog. The record is from RefSeq and is a predicted model, not a curated record. NCBI's taxonomy places the organism in Eukaryota, Metazoa, Chordata, Actinopteri, Clupeiformes, Engraulidae. Bases 523 to 1494 code for a protein of 323 amino acids. The transcript is spliced from 2 exons.
AUGGGAGGUACUACUUUGAAAUGGACCCCACAGACCCUUCUCAACUAGUGGCCAUAGCUAAUGUGAAAGUGUCAUGACACAUGCAUAGGAAGCCUUGAUCAUCUUGGUAAAUGCCAAGGUGUCAUAACAAAGACAUUCCAAUCAAUGUGACAUAACUUAUGACAAUUAAUGAAUAUUAAUGACAGUAGUCGACAUUCCAUGAGUAGUGUUGUGUUCUAGUUAUGUCAACGCCAUGUCAGGCUUAUGAAGGGGGUGUCAAGUGAAGUGUUAAAGAUUUGUCUCUCUGUAUGGAAAUAAUUGUAUGGUCUAUGUUUUGGUUGACGCACUGUACUGUAUGUUAGAGCAUGACAAACCACUUUGAGACAGUGGGAGGAUGAAAACUAGAGAUGUACAGGAUCCAAGAUGUACAUGUGUUUCAACCCUUUCGUAGGAUCCGGUAUCCGGUUCCGGAUCCGGCAGGAUCUUAAGCAGUGGAUCCGGUAUCCGGCAGGAUCCUAAAAAUCAGGAUCCGGUGCAUCUCUAAUGAAAACUGAUUUGGUUGCCUUCUUAUAUUUAAAGGAACCUCACAGGAGUGGCUCUGAUGAGUCACCAAUGAACACAAGGAAGAGACGUGUUCAAGACGAGGACCCAGUGCUACGUGUUGUGACUGCUAUGCAGCAGGACAUUCGUCAGCUGAAAAGACAGGUGUCUGUCUUGCCAGAUAUGAUUUAUACACCUGACCUGAAAGUCAGAAAGGAAGACAAAACAAUAAGGGAGUCCAUAGCUCAUGUGGAAGACCCCAGGUGUUCUCUGUGUUGUCAUUUUCCGAAAGACCCAGUGUCCAUCCCCUGUGGACACAGUUACUGCAGGCAGUGCAUCUCCUCAUACUGGGAACAGCCUAACCCAUCAGGACACUACGCCUGUCCCCAGUGUCCACACACAUACAGCUCCCGCCCUGCACUUUACUCAAACUCAGCCUUUGCACAGGUGGUCCACAGGCACCAGCAAGAGAGGCUUCAGCAGCAAAAACAUCAGGAGAAGAGGCUGUUGCUGCAGCAGGAGGAGGAGAAGCGACCGCGGCCCGAGGAGGGGAAGCAGCGGUGGGGGGAGCAGGUGCAGCGGCGGCAUACGGAGCAGCAGCCACAGCAGGAGGAGAGACCGCGGAAGGAGGGAAAGCAGCGGUGGGGGGAGGAGCAGAAGCUGGCACAGCGCCAGCAGCAGGAGCAGCGCCAGCAGCAGCGGCCGCAGACAGAGCGGAGGCUGAAGGAGGACAACAAGCCGCAGCAGCAGCAGACGGAGCAGAAGUGGCAGGAGGAGUGGAGGCAGAUGUGGCAGCAGUGGGAGCAGCGCAUGCAGCAGCUGGACGGGGAGCUGCUGGAGGCAACGCAGGAGGCGCAGGAGGAGCGGGUGCAGCAGGUGGAGCAGGAGCUGCAUCUGGAGUGGCAGCGGCAGGAGCAGCGCAUGCAGGAGAUGGAAAUGCAGCUGCAGGUGAUAAAGCAGCAGCAGCAGCAAUAGCAGCAGGAGAGGGACGGGCAGGCCUGCCGACAGGAGGGGACAAAGGGGUAUGUUGUCCCGGGCCCAGGGAGAUAGAUGGGGGCCCUCAGAAUUGGGUCCCCAUUACAUUUUAUGUAUUGGGAAGGGGGCCCUGUCAGAUGACUUCAUCCUAGGACCUGCAAAAGCUGUCAGCGGCCCUCGGGACAGGUACACCAGAAAGAGCAGGAGAGGGAACGGGAGAUUGUAUGUGCUUUUCUAAUAUGAGGACCGGACUCCUGUCCUCCCUUGCAUGCUUGUAGCCUCACGAUAACGUCACUGACAUGCACAGUGACUUCUGAUACUCCUGGACACUUAAUCUUUACUAUGCACAGUGACGUCUGACUCUCCUGGACACUUUGUUGGUUACUUUGUCGUGGGCUGCUAUGUGAAAGUGAAAGUGAGACCAACAACCUUUGGGCUACAAGUCUGACGGCCUAACCGCUUACGCAUGACUGCCUAAUGCCGCUCAGCUAAGACACUUGUGACACUGUGGACACUUUAUAAUUUGGUGUGUGUGUGUGUGUGUGAGAGAAAGAGGGCUGUAUGCAUGUAAGAGUGAGCUAUACAUGGUUAAUAUAUGUGCAAGGAUGUGUGCAAUGUCUUCUGUAUUUAUGUAUGUAUUUAUGUAUGUA